UUAACAUUCGGCUGCUUUUGACUAGCACAUCCACAAAGACACCUAGAAGCCUUCUCAAGUAACAAAAUGAGUAGGCCCAAAAGGCCGAAAACAAAACAAUACAGUUAACGUUCUUUCAUGUCGUUUGGGGAAUUCAAAUGCUAUCUGCGCUUGAAACAACCAACAAGUGACAAAAGCCAGUCCGCGUAACCUGGUCGUUCUGUCGUUUAUGUCGCAAAUUUAAGUAAAAUCGGCGCUUCAAUUUCCUCAGCUCACUCAACAUGGAUUCCUCCAUGCCCGAAAACCUCGAUGAGUACUCAGCAUCCACAACCACCAUCAAAUUCGAUUACCCAAUCCCUCUUCUCCGUGGCCCCAUACUCGCCGGCCCAUCCGACGAUCCAUCAUCCGGUCCGUACGUUCUCGCUUUCAGAAACCCCCAAUCCUGGGCCGCGGCCUACAAGAUCUGUGAGUCCAGAAUUAUCGAGCAGUGCGAAGGCGGAGCAAGGAUUGGUUGCGCCAUAAGCGCGUCAGAGAAGUGUAAGCCUCCGUGGUGGCACAAUUUGAUUGGAAGGAAAUUACCCGACUUGAAGGAGAGAGAGAGAUGCGAGGAACGCGAAAUGGAAGGCUGUUUGGCUGCAGCGAAAGAGAAGUGCGUGGGAUUCGCUAAGGAUAAGUGUUCAACGCCGUUCAGGGAGGCGAGAAUUGCAGUUGGAGAAGGGGCGGUGGGGAAGAAGACGAUGAGGAAAUUAGUGUGUUUGGUAUCAAUGCCGCAGAGGAGCAAAUGGGUUAGUUUGCUUGGGUUUAACAAGUGUGAGUUUGGAAUUACAAAUUGUAAGGCUAGUGAGUUACUGGGCCCUGAUCCAAACUAUGAAUGAUUUUUUAAGCAUAAGGUAGUUGCAGAAGAAAGUAAAAGUGAUGGUAGUAGCUAUGGCCAUUUUAAAGAGGUAUGUCUUGUCAAACUUAACUUGUUAUUUAUGUAGAAAAUCUUAUUGAUGCCAAGCAUGCUGAAACGAAGAAUGUUUAAUUUUGAUAUUCGAUGGCAGAGCUUCUUGGAUUUGAUUAAUUGAAUCAAAGUCUACCAGAAAUUGGUUAAAUUCUAGAAA
Molecule: messenger RNA, 1082 nt
Organism: Jatropha curcas
Lineage: Eukaryota; Viridiplantae; Streptophyta; Magnoliopsida; Malpighiales; Euphorbiaceae
Cellular component (GO): plastid
Source: RefSeq, a predicted model, not a curated record